UUUACUUGAACGUCAUACCACUUUAUUGUCGCUGUUUGAAGAGUCAAAAAAUAACAAACGGUUACCUGGAAGCAUCGUCGUUGUUAUAAAGGUAGCUUUUGCUACGUACAUUCUUUUCUAUAGCUCGUUCUCCAUACUUUGUUCAGUCAUUGUAGCGACAUAGUAUUAAGCUUAGUUAUCAGGUCGAUUCAUCUCCUCGCUAUUCCUCAUUUGUGCUACUCUUCAAUAAAUUUAUGCCGACAGGUUGCAUGUUGCUGUAUUGUUGAAGCACACCACUUUUUUUCUAAUUAUCAAUAAAUAAAGAGCAAACCACUGAUAUACAAAAAGAGAGCAACACUUUUUUCUCUUAACAGUGACAAUUUCAGUGUUCCAUCACUACAUUGUACAAUUAUCCUCAUUGCUGACAAUGGAGCAGCAACAGCAACCAUUACUACCAGCGCCAUUAAUAUCCAGCACCAAAGACGAUUCAGAAACAACGUCUUUAUCGUCAUUUCUGCAAACAUCUAACCAUGCGAUCGAUUUUGUGCGCUGCCUUCCCUUUGAGCUCUUACCAUUGGUUUUUGACUCCUUUCCGAUCGAGAACCUUUUCGAGUGCAUGAAUGUGAGCCCGAGUUGGCGAUAUCGUAUAGCGCGCAGUCCAUCACUAUGGCAACAGGUUACUGUUAUUGGUGACGCCACUAAACACGAUCUGAUACCCAAACUACAACAGUCUUCGAUCGCCGCGUAUAUAAGACAGUACAAAAUCAUCGAUGGGUCCGAAAAGGAAUAUAGCCAAAGUGCCGAUUUGAUCGUUUCUGGAUGUUUAACCCGUUUACAGUCAUUAGCAAUCCAUGGUGGCCAACAAUACUGUUUCUAUGAUGACAGCAACAGCAACAACAUACUGCAGUCGAUCCAACAUUUACGAAACACAUUAACAGAGCUUGAACUGACGUGGUAUGGACGCGAUCUGUCGUCAUCUCAUUUGCCUCGGUUAUCGUCCUUGCUUUCAGGUUGCCCUAGUCUUCGACGCCUACGAGUAGAUAUGCCUGCAAUCCGUGCAAAUGACGGUGGAGACAAUGAAAAGGAAACUGGGGAUACUCUUCCUUUGUUUUUAUCCAGUAUUAACGAUGACGAGCACGGCUGGAAGCUUACGCAUCUACAGUGGUUGAUUGGAUCCAGGAAAGCCACAGCACACGAAUUUGCAUCUAUCCUUGACACGUGUCCUGCAUUAACCUAUCUUAAACUGGAUUCCUGCAAAGAGCCCACUUCGUUCUUGUCGCUGCUACUUGACAGAAAAUCUCCCAAAACUCUACGAUACCUUGCACUUAGUGCAGAACACAACAAAUCAUUUGAGAAUCAUUACUGGAACGACGACGGUAAUGUGGGCAGUGAAGAAGCACGAGCAGUGAAGCAACAUCAGCAUUGCUAUAACUUGAAAGCACUGGCCAUACCAUGCCUGAACGAAAUAGACUGGAUCAACCUUACAAAUUUCAUGAUGAUGAUGAAUCGGAUACAAGACUUGACCAUUCUACAUGGCGAUCACCAUGCUUUCGAUUUGGCUCGUUUAUUACGUGUGUAUCACGGCAAACAGCUACGGCUACGUCAUACGGGUCUGAGAUACCAGUACAUCUCCACCAUCCAUGCGCGUGUUUCAUUUAAUUACAGUAGUCAGCUGAAUAGACAGCGCAAAACAACAGUUAUUACAUCCACGUUUUGUCGAGACUACAUGGUCCAAUGUCCAUGGUUCAUGAACCAGCUUAAAUCCAGUAGCUUUGCAGUCUCCACCUUAUCGCUUGGGUUCUCACAAUGCUUUAUCCUCGAUUCCUGCCUGCGUCGGCUUUUGGACGGCUUCCCCUGCUUACAAGAAAUCGACAUUGACAAUUGCGUACUUGAGUCUACUACCUUGACAGACCUUAUUGAUGGACUCGCCGCGGGCAGUGAAGAUGGCUGUAGUAGUGACGAAGAAACGAUCACCAGUCAAGAUAAUCUCCAGUAUCACCACCGCCACCUGUUGUCGUUGCCACCUCCAAUGAAGCAUAUCAGUUUUGGAUCGAUACCAGGUCUCACAGACAGUUUGGUUGCCACCUUGGCGGAAAUCCAUAGUCUGAAGCAGGUGACCUUGUCUUGCUGCUACUCGGUCACAGAUCAAGGCGUACGUGAUCUGGUCGAUAAGAGUGGUAUUGAGUUGGAACAAGUGGUUAUUCGUGAUUGUAAACAAGUUUCAUAUAUGACCACAGAGUAUAUCCAGAAAAAGCUUGAGUCACGUAGUCGUAAAGGACUAGCUUAUUACUACGAUGCUUGUAUCUUAUAGUUGUAGCAGUAAAAGAGAAAUCUUUCUCUAUUAUAUAAUUCUCACUUUCACGCUAAAAAAUAUGUAUCUACUGUAUUAAAUUGAUUUUUAUUAAACCUUGUUAUUUGACGAGUACAUGAGGUUCAUGGUGGGGCUGCUUAGCACCA
Molecule: messenger RNA, 2436 nt
Organism: Zychaea mexicana
Lineage: Eukaryota; Fungi; Mucoromycota; Mucoromycetes; Mucorales; Lichtheimiaceae
Exons: 2
Coding region: 407-2290 (627 amino acids)
Molecular function (GO): protein binding
Source: RefSeq, a predicted model, not a curated record